Messenger RNA from Amblyraja radiata (thorny skate), 4067 nucleotides. RefSeq names its product multimerin-1. Gene Ontology annotation, molecular function: calcium ion binding; protein binding. Bases 32 to 3493 code for a protein of 1153 amino acids. The record is from RefSeq and is a predicted model, not a curated record. NCBI's taxonomy places the organism in Eukaryota, Metazoa, Chordata, Chondrichthyes, Rajiformes, Rajidae. Gene Ontology annotation, biological process: negative regulation of cell migration involved in sprouting angiogenesis; negative regulation of vascular endothelial growth factor receptor signaling pathway. The transcript has 8 exons.
CUUGCUGAGAAGACUUAAAGCUGACAGAGGAAUGAUCUCAUUGUGUGAGUGCAGGCAAGGGACCACUCACUGCACAAUGAUGGGUGGCACAAAGCGAAGGAUGGUGAUCUCCAUCUCGGUCGGAACGAGAAGCCUCCUUAUUCUGGGGUUAGUUUCUGCCCUUUCACAGGUUUGCUGCGUGGCUCCCGAGGUGAGUUCCAGAGUGAAGUGGGCAGCCGAGAAUGGGAGCAACGUCUCCACAACAGAUCGAGGAGGGAAGCUUGAGACGGGGGCUUCAACGCCUGCUGGGCUGCCUGCUGGGCUGCCUGCUGCUAACAGAUCCCUGAGGCAGGCACUCGAUGUAGCGGGUGGAGUGAGUAAAGGCAGCACCAGGCAGAAGUACCCAUCCUACAGCAGGAUUGGAGGCAGCAAAGUCAACUUUGAGACGGCCAGGGGGAAAAACUGGUGCGCGUAUGUCCACACAAGACUCUCUCCUGUGGUGAUAAUGGAGAACGUGCAGACUCACAUAUUGUUACCAACAAGGUCAUGUAUCUUCAACACGGGAAAAUGCCAGAGCAGGCAUCAGAUUCAGAAUCAACCCAUUUACAGAAUUAAACACAAGAUAGUGACGUCAUUGAACUGGAAAUGCUGCCCUGGAUAUAUUGGAGCUGACUGCCUACCUAAAGAUUCUUUGAAGAGACAAGCGGAGGAGAACCAAGCUGAGAGUCAGAGAACGGGUGCAGAUCUCCCCAAGUAUCCUCAACCCCACUAUGAUCAAGCAUUGGCAAGAAAAUUCAAUGACAAGCUGUACAAUCAGGAAAUCAAACUGGGUCUUCUCCAAAAGAAGGUUGUAAACAUUUCUGCCAACGUGAACAAUGUCCAGAGUCUGCUGUACUCUCUGGAGGGCAAGAUAAAUGAAAAUAACGGGAAAGAUCUUCAGUCAACCUCAAAAGGUAACAAACCAAGAGGAAUUCAGGAGCUGGUGAAAGACUUGGUAUCACAACAGAUUCAGUCUCUUCAGAGAAACAUGCAGGAGACAGUGGCUGAGCUGUACAAAACCAUCUCCAGUGUAAGCGAGGAGCUUCAGAGCACUAAAGGAGCAAUCAGAGAGUUAAAUGGGACCCUUCUGCUGCUAUCUGCCGAUCUCCACCCCACAACAGUGGAGCACAAGCAGCCACCUCGAUCAGAACUCCACGAAAUUCAGGAGCAAAUGAGGGUGCUCAGAGCUGAUGUGUCACUGGCCUGCCACAACACCUCUCUGGAGAUGAAUGAAAAGCACAAAUCUCUUCAAAGUCAAAUGGAAGGGGAAUAUGAGAGAAUUGGUGCUCUCUUGGAAACCAUGAACCAAACCUUUUCGUUAGCCAGAGAGACCCCGGAGCUGCAUCUGACCAAUCAGACGCUCCAAGAUGUCCCUGAGCAAGAUGGAGCCCAGAUGGAGGGAGGCCUACAGAGGUAUCUGGUCAACAUCACGGAGAAUGUGAAAAUGCACGGCCGUUUGAUUUUGCAAUUGAACGGUGAAGUGAAUGCUCAUAAGCUGUCCCUCUUCAACUUGACAGCGGCGAACAGUCAGGAGAAACUGGAGAUGAGAACUUGCCAAGCAAUGGUUUACGAAUGCAAGAGUACGUUGGGUUUCAGACUGGAUCAAGUGGAGAACGAAGUUCUUGAUUUAAACAAGACAUUCUCUGACACCUUCAGCUCAUUAAUGGACUUCCUUGAAUCAAUGAAUGAGAGGAUUAGCAAUCUGUCGUAUGAUGUUGAGAACAUCCAGCCGAUCUUUGGAGAUCGAGGGUCAUCUCCCGAGACAAGCACAGCUUAUUCUGAGCAAACGCAAAGACAGGGCCUUGAGGAACGCCUGGACCAUCUCAGUUCCAAGGUUACAAGCCUCAGUGUGUUUGUCAGAAGCACGGUGGGAGCACAGUUGCUGAGGAACCAAAGCCAAGGUGGCGAAGAAUCACUGAGGGAGGCUCUGGCUGAAUGCCGCUUUGAAAUUGAGGAUGGAUUGAAUGACACAAUGACCGUCAUAAACGAUGCUGUGGAUACCAUGCGAGAUGAUUGCUACAUCUUGAAAAAUAACGUCACCGAUCUGUGGAGUUACAUUUCAGAAGUGUUUUCUGAGAGCACCGUCAAGCAGAAUCAUGUGUUAUCUCUCCUCCCACAGUUUGCUCAGCUGAAUGAGUCUUUUAAGGUCCUCGUGACUUACGUAGCAAGGCUCCAGAAUGCUUUGGAAAUGAUGGGUCUCCUUCAGGGUAUAAAAGACACGGAGAUGCUCGUUCCCCCAAUUAUGAUGAAUCUUCCUCAGUUGCUGAACACAACCACAGCCAACAUUGAGGAGUUCCAACAGAGGAUUCACCGACUGGAGCAAGUCAGUAAUUCCUCCUCUCCAGACACCAUGGAUUACCAUUCACGCAUACUGGCCCUCGAAUCGCUGCUGAGCUCGGCACAGGCGAGCUCCAAGCCUUCGGGGAAAGUCAAGUCCAAACCAACGCCGGGAGCCAAGGUCCAGACCGAGCCUCCGAAGUUCCAGCAACUGAGCCGCAAGGUGUCGGGGCUUCAGGCCAAGUUGACUAAUCUGAACACUGUGGUCGUCCGCGUAAAGAAGGAGUCGGACCAGACCCGUGGACUGUGCCUGAACCUGUCGCUGCUGCUUGCUCACGUCAACGCCAGCGCCCCGCGGCAUACGGCGCCGGAGGCAGUGCCCAAUGUCACGGCCCUUCAGCAGGAUCUCAGGGAGUUCGUGAGGACUACCAGCUGGGCCACCGCCGAGAUUGUCUUCACCAACAUCACCAUGUUCUUGGACAGAGCCAUUUCUGAUGUUGCCAGGAAGAUUACUAAGAUCCAGAAACAAGUGAAGCUGUUGAACAAGAGGCCAAAAGUUAUCAACAAAGCCAAUAUCACAGUCAAUUCCGGAAGAAGUCAAAGAUAUACGGACAAAAUCGUUGAUCCAGUGGAGUCUGCAAGCUGUGUCAGUGCCCCUUGCCAGAAUGGAGGGACAUGUAUUAAUCAAAGAAAAGGUUUUGUGUGUGCCUGCCGCCCCCCAUUUGGUGGUCCCAGCUGUGACAUUAAACUGCUGGAUGAAAAUGCCAUGAAGACAGAUUUUACCAGGGGAUCGUACAGGUACGUUCCAAUGGUGACGUUCUUUGUAGCACACACCUACGCGAUGAAUACCUCCGGCCCGAUCAGGUUUAACGAUCUCUACGUCAACUACGGAGCUUCCUAUGCACCUUGGAGCGGGAAGUUUUCAAUCCCGUUCCUUGGGGUGUACGUCUUCAAGUACACGAUCGAGUUCUGCAGCCCACACCUGUCUGGCUACCUGGUGGUCGAUGGGGUGGAUAAACUGGCCUUUGAAUAUGAAGAUAAGAACAAUGUGGUCUCCAGCAGCAGAACUGUCACAGGCGACGCUGUUCUAGAACUUAACUACGGGCAAAGGGUUUGGCUAAGAUUGAAGUCGGGCUCAAUUCCAGCAAAGUUUCCACCUGUGACAACGUUUGGUGGUUAUCUAUUGUAUCGCACAUAAAAUAAAAUCUCACUUUCCCAUGCUGACCUUUCUGUCCUGGGCCUCCUCCACUGUCAGAGUGAAGCCAAAUGGAAAUUGGAGGAACAGCACCUCAUAUUUCGCUUGGGCAGCUUACAACCCAGUGGUAUGAAGAUUGAUCUCCCCAACUUCAAGUAACCCUUGCUUUCCCUCUCUAUCUGUCCCUCUGCUACCCUUGUCAGCCCACUAGUUUCUCUGUUGGCCUGCUCAGUUUCACUGCUUGUAUCCAACCGUUAUCACCUCCACGGCCAACAAUGGACCAUUGUGGGCUCCACCUCUCCUUGAUCAUCAUUGCUGGCUUUGAUUUCUUCUUUGCAUACCUUUCAUUCAAUUGUUCUUUGUACCUUUUCAUAUCUCUUGUUUCCCUCUCCCCUGACUCUCAGUCUGAAGGGGGGGUCUCGACCCAAAACCUCACCUAUUCCUUUUCCCCCAGAGAUGUUGGCUGGCCCGCUGAGUUACUCCAGCAUUUUGUGUCUAUCUCAAAGAAAAUGAUACCACGCACACCUAAAAUUGGAAGUCAUAAUUAGCAAUAAAACAGGGCUUAAUUGCCAUUAAU